Molecule: messenger RNA, 9462 nt
Organism: Achroia grisella
Lineage: Eukaryota; Metazoa; Arthropoda; Insecta; Lepidoptera; Pyralidae
Gene: Rme-8
Product: dnaJ homolog subfamily C member 13
Exons: 38
Coding region: 132-6812 (2226 amino acids)
Biological process (GO): receptor-mediated endocytosis; regulation of early endosome to late endosome transport; endosome organization
Cellular component (GO): endosome membrane
Source: RefSeq, a predicted model, not a curated record
UUAUUCGCCUUAUUACAAACUGUUGUUCUAUAAUUAUUUGGAUUAUUUUCUAAAUUAUGGCUGUUGCUUUUAACAGAGAUUAGCUGAAAUUACAAAAGCAUUAACAUCUUCCUACAGCUUGCGAUGUCAAGAUGAUUCCAUUGAAAGAUAACAUAGAUGUGGCCUCCUUUUUGGUCACAAAACAUGCAUGGAAAGGCAAGUAUAAGAGAGUGUUUUCUGUGGGCACACAUGGGAUCACCACAUACAAUCCCGACCGUUUGGAGGUGACCAACAAAUGGCUGUACUCUGAUGUAAUUACGGUUGCAUCAGCUAAACACUCAAAUUCUGCUGCCAACCAUGAUUUCACACUGGUCAUGAAGAAGGACAAGAAAGUGGAUAAUAUGAAGUUUUCAUCAGAACACAAAUGUCUCAUUUUAACAGAGGCUUUCAAAUAUAGACAUUUAUUUGCUGAGAAAUCCAAGGAUGUGUUUAGAUACCAGGCCUACAAACACCAUUGGAGUGGCACUCGGCUGCCUAUAGUUCUUGAAGUGGGUCCAUGCGCAUUAGAUCAGUUGGAUCCGUCCACUCACACCUUGUUGGCUAGUUACCCCUAUUGUGAUAUACAAGGAAUACUCCAAGUUAGAGAUGUACCAGGUGGAUUUGUGCUAGCAGUUGGUGGCUACAGUAGAUUGCAUCUCUUUUCUAAUGCUAUGGACCAUCAGAUCAUUAUAAACAAGAUGCUGGAAAUGGCAAAUUUGAUGUUGAAUAUAAGCAUUAAGGUGUUAUCUGCUGUGAUAACACUGGAUGAUUAUCAUGAUCAGAGAUUUGGAAAGUAUAGUGGUGAUGAACAUCAGACGUCACUAAGUGAGUUUAUAGUCCACAAGGUAAAUCCUGCGCGGCACAUGGAACCAAUGCGGCGUACCCUCUGCCUCUCAGACACUUGCAUAUUGGAAAGGGAUCCACAGACAUAUUCAGUUGUCUGUCUGCGCCCUUUGAGCGACGUUUUUGCUUUAGUACGAGAUCCGGAUCAUCCACAAAAGUUCUCUAUAGAGUACCUCAAUGGACAAACUAGAACAUACAUGGCUGGAGAAAGAGAUGCGCUAUUGGCCUCCCUGUUAGAUGGUGUGCGAUCGGCCGGUCAACGAGACGUGCACGUGCGCUCGUCGCCCACGCCUCGAGGGUACAGGCUUGGUCCAUUACACCAGGCAGUAGAUGAAGAAACUGAAUCCAAUCAUCUACGAUUAUUCCAAAACCCUGUUGGUAUGUGCCGCGCGGAAGUGAUCGAGCGGUUCAACGCUAAUGUGGGUUACAGUGGUCUCAUCUACUCCGUCAGCCAGGAUCGCUUGUUCGCGGAAAACAAAGAGAAACUGAUAACUGGAGCGCUGAGUGCGCUCGUGAGCAGCGCUGCAGCGGGUGGAUCGUUGCCGCCACGUGAACUAGAGGCUCAGUUCCACGCGCUACGGAGGCUCUGCGCUAGUAAAGUUGGCUUUGCUGCAUUCACCGCGCUGCCCGGUUUCCGGGAGUGGAUCGGUAACGCGGUGGUGAGCGCCCUGCGGCGCGGCUCGGCGGCGUGCAGCCACGCGGCGCUGGAUGCUGUGUGCGCGCUGAUGCAGCCCAUGCACCAGGAGCCCGACCUCCGCCAGGAGCAGCUCAACAAGGCCAGCAUGCUCUCCUCAACGGCAUUCCUUGAAGGAUUGCUCACCAUGUGGGCCGAUCAUGUGACAUCGGGUAGCGGUGCGUUAGUGGUAGCAGCCAUGCUGGAUUUUCUCACGUUCGCACUGUGCGUGCCGUACAGCGAGACCACAGAUGGCAAGCAGUUCGAUCAGCUACUAGAGAUGGUUGCCAACAAAGGCCGCGUGUUGUUCAAAUUGUUUGAGCACCCGUCGAUGGCGAUCGUGAAGGGCGCGGGGCUGGUGACGCGCGCGCUGGUGGAGGAGGGCGGCGGCGCGGUGGGCGCGCGCAUGCAGGCGCUGGCGCUGGCCGAGGCGGCGCUGGCGCGGCACCUGCUGGCGGCGCUGUUCGCGCCCGCGCGCCUGCAGCGCCGCCACCUCGCGCGACACCUGCUCGCGCUCUGGCUCGUCGGACACGCGCCCGGCACGCAUCCUGGUAUAUAUAAUGUGCAGCCGUCGGGCCUGCUCGCGUUCCUGGAGUCGGCGGAGACGCCGCCGGCGGGAGCGCUGGAGGAGGGCGAGCAGCAGCGCGACAACCUGCAGCUGGCGCAGGCCGCCGCCGGCAAACCGCGCGCUCCGCACUGGGAGGCGCUCGAGCGACAGGUCAAGUACGUCGAGAAACAUCUCGAGCACUAUGCAGCGCUGGCGGUGCAGCACUGGGCGCAGCGUAUGGGGGGCGGUGCGGGCGGUGCGGGCGGUGCGGGCGGUGCGGGGGGUGGUGCGGGGGGCGGCGCGGGCGCGGCGCGGGAGGCCCGCGAGCGGCCCGUGGUGCUGCGGCGGCGCCGGGAGCGGCUCAAGUCCACCGCCAACUGGCCGCUGUUCUACUACCAGUUCCACCGCGACCACGCGUUGCCCAACCUCAUAUGGAAUCAUACCACACGUGAAGAAUUGCGCAACGCACUCGAGAAUGAAGUACGCACUUUCACACUUGACCGUGAAGCGGCUGGCUCCACUCUCACGUCGUGGAACCACGCCGAGCUGGAGCUCCAUUACCAGUGUCUUCAGAAUGAGGUUAAGAUUGGUGAUUACUAUCUGAGAAUACUGCUCGAGCAAAGGGACAACGACGACAGUCCGAUCAGAAAAUCAUACGAGUUUUUCAACGACCUAUACCAUCGGUUUCUGUCGACGCCCAAGGUGGAAAUGAAGUGCAUGUGUUUGCAGGCGAUGAGUAUUGUCUAUGGACGUUAUUAUGAAGAUAUUGGGCCCUUCGCAGACACCAAAUACAUUGUGCAAAUGUUAGAUAGGACAUGUGAUAGAAUGGAGAGAGAUAGACUUGUACAGUUUCUAGCUAAACUAAUUUUACAUAGAAGAAAUGUUAGCGAGAUAUUAGAAUGGAAUGGUAUAAAAAUCCUAGUGGAGCUGAUGACGCUGGCUCACCUGCACACGUCCCGCGCCACCGUGCCCGCGCAGAGCAACGUCAUCGACGGACCCGCGGCCGGCGGCGGCGACCGCGAGUGGUACUACAACCUCGAACUCGGCGACAAGCUGCAGCGGGUCGGGCCAGUCUCCUUUCAACAGCUGAAAGAUCUUUACAAGUCUGGAGAAAUAAACAAUAAGACGAAAUGCUGGGCAAAUAGUAUGGAAGGGUGGCGCGCACUGGCAAGUGUGCCGCAGCUUAAGUGGACCCUGGUGGCUCGCGGGGCGGCCGUGCUGGACGAGAGCGCGCUGGCAGCCACCGUGCUGGACCUCCUCAUCACCUGCACCAAAUACUAUCCCAGCAGAGAUGAAGAGGAUGCAGUAAUAAGACCUUUGCCGAAAAUCAAAAGAAUGCUCUCCGAACCUGCGUGUUUAGCGCACGUCGUACAGCUGCUGCUUACUUUCGAUCCCAUACUUGUUGAAAAGGUAGCGACAUUAUUGUAUGAAGUGAUGCAAGAUAAUCCCGAGAUUUCGAAACUGUACUUGACCGGCGUGUUCUACUUCAUGCUUUUGUAUACCGGCUCCAAUUUACUGCCGAUCGCAAGGUUCCUGCGACUUACGCAUAUGAAGCAGGCGUUUAGAGUCGAUCAAUCGAGUUCAGACAUAAUGCAGAGAUCUAUAUUGGGCCAACUGUUGCCGGAAGCGAUGGUGUGUUACUUGGAGAACCAUGGCUCAGAGAAGUUCGCACAAAUAUUCCUCGGCGAGUGGGAUACUCCUGAGGCCAUAUGGAAUUCGGAGAUGAGGCGGAUCCUGAUAAUGAAGGUGGCGGCGCACAUCGGCGAGUUCACGCCUCGUCUGCGCGCGCACGUGGCGGCGCGGUACCCGUACCUGGCCGUGCCGGCCGUCUGCUACCCGCAGCUGCAGCACGAGCUCUUCUGCAGCAUGUUCUACCUGCGACACCUCUGCGAUACGCAAACGUUCCCCGACUGGCCCAUACCUGAACCAGUGCGGCUAUUAAAAGACGUGUUGGAGGCGUGGCGGCGCGAGGUGGAGAAGAAGCCGCCGUCGAUGAGCGCGAGCGAGGCGUACGCGGCGCUCGGGCUGCCGGCCGGCCAGCACGACGAGGCGGCCGUCAGGAAGGCCUACUACCGCCUCGCGCAGCAGUACCACCCCGACAAGAACCCCGAGGGACGCGAUCGAUUUGAAGCAGUGAAUCAAGCUUACGAGUUUCUGUGCAGCAGGAAUGUGUGGACUGGUGAUGGGCCCAACACAAACAAUAUCGUGUUGAUAUUACGCACACAGACUAUAUUAUUCAAGAGAUAUUCAGACGUGCUGGCGCCGUACAAGUACGCGGGGUACCCGAUGCUGCUGAGCACGGCGCGGCUGGAGGCGGCCGCGGACGCGCUGUUCUCUGCGGGUGGUGGCGGCGGCGGCGGCGGCGGCGAGCUGCUGCCGGCCGCCUGCGAACUGGCACACGCCACCGUCGCCUGCUCCGCACUCAACGCGGAGGAGCUGCGCCGCGAGGGUGGACUGCAGGUGCUGCACGAGGCGAUGUCGCGGUGCGUGCCGGUGCUGCCGGGCGCGCUGGGCGCGGCGGUGUGCGCGCACGCCGCGCGCUGCUUCGCGGUGGCGGCGCGCUUCGACGCCUGCCGCCAGGUGUGCGCGCAGAUGCCCAACCUCUGCCUCGACAUCGUGCCGCUGCUGCGACGACCUAAUCUGGGCGAGACGGCGUGCGCGGGCGCGGAAGCCACGGCAGCAUUGGCAGCGGACGGCACGUGCCGCGCGUCGUUGGCCCGCGCCGGAGCCCUGCACGCGCUGCUGCCGCUCGUGCUGCAGUACGACUACACGCUCGCAGAGUCCGGCGUCGACAGCGACGCCGCCGCCAACAAGCAGGAGGUAGCAAACCAGCUAGCGAAAGAGUGCGUUCGUGCGCUUUCAGAGCUGUACGGGCCUCACUCUGAACCAGAGCAUGCGCCCACCGAUGAACGCAUUACUGAUGCUCUUCAUACGCUGCUCACACCAUAUCUCUGCUCAAAAUUAUCUCAAGAGGAUACACACGAGCUCCUAAAAACUUUGACAUCGAAUUGGCGCAAUCCGUACCUAGUAUGGGAUAAUAGUACGCGGGCGGAACUUCGCGACGUGUUACGGGACACCCGGUGCCUGAUGGAGGAGGAGGCGCCGCUCGUGCAGCCGUUCGUGUACAGCGCUCACCAGGGGCUUGUCUCCGUCGGUGGCGUCUACAUCGACAUAUACAACGACCAACCUGACUUCCCUAUCGAGAAUGCUCAGCAGUUCAUCUUGGACUUGUUGAAGUACGUACAGACAGAGACAAAGGCUGACAUGACGACUGAACGAGUAGCGAACCUCACUUUAGCGCUUACUGCCAUCGCUAACGUCAUAAUAAAGCAUCCUGGCGUGGAGAUCCAGUGCAUCGGCCAGUUCGGUCUGAUCUUCGGUCUGAUGUCCGCGCGCGCGCAGCCCGCCCUGCAGGCGGCGGCGCUGGGCGCGGCGCGUGCUGCGGCCGGGAACCGCGCCUGCGUGGAGGACGUGGCGUCGUCGGCCGUGCUCGGACACCUGGUGGCGCUGCUGGCCGCGCGCCCGCCGCCGCCGCCCGCGCUCGACGUGCUCGCCGCGCUGCUCGCCAACACCGCGCUCGUCAAGGAGGCGCUCGCCAAAGGUGCUGUGAUAUAUCUUUUGGACUUGUUCUGUAAUAGUAAGAUUCCGGAGACGAGAGAGGCUUCUGUGGAGUUGUUAGCGCGGAUGAUGGCCGACAAACUACACGGGCCCAAGGUCCGUUUGAUGUUGUGCCGGUACGUGCCGGGUGUGUUCGCGGAGGCGAUGCGCGAGGCUGGUGCGGCGCACGCGCUGCACAUGUUCGACACGCAGCACGAACACCCCGAGCUCGUGUGGACCGACGACUCGCGACGCAGGGUCGCCUCGCACGUUGCACAACUAAGGGACAGGCACCAAUCGGAUCAGCUUCGCGAUCCAAAUAUAACAUUCGAGGACCGCGAGACUCUGGAGCGAAUGUCCGGUGGGGAGGAGACGUGGGCGCCGCCCGGCGAGGUGGUGGUGGCCGGCGUCUACCUCAAACUCUAUCUACAGAACCCGCAAUGGAACCUACGCAGCCCCAAGCGUUUCCUGCAGGAGCUACUUACUGAAACUUUCGCAUCGCUCAAUAAGGAUUCGUCCGAGGGAAGCCGUGGUGACGUGUGCGCUAAAGCGCUAGAGGUGCUGUUACGGACGCGGCCGCAAUUAGGCGAGACGUGUGCGCAGCUGGGCGAGCUGCCGCGCCUCGCUCGCCUGCUCGCCGCCUGUCCGCUCCACGCCGUGCCAGUGCUCGCCGCGCUCGCGGACUCACAGGCGUGCGUGAUGGCGUUGACACAAAUUGACCUAAUGCCCGGACUGAAGACGGCGAUUAAGACGUGUCGAGAGAUCGUCAGCAGCGCGUGUGAAGCGCUCGCCUCUAUAUUUAACAGCAAUGUUAAUACGGAUCGACUAGUUUUACAGGCGCUGGAGUGCGAGCUGGUGGGCGAACUGCUGGCGGCGCUGGAGGCGCGGCUGGAGGCGCGCGCGGCGGCGCGGCUGGUGGCGGCGCUGAAGGCCAUGGCGCGCUCGCCCGCGCACGGCGACCGCGUGCGUGCGGCGCUGCAGCGGAGCCGCGUCUGGGACCAGUACGCCGCCCAGCGACACGACCUCUUCAUAUCCGCGCCCCAGCAUCACGCCCUCACCGGUGCGUCUCACACAGCUGGCUACUUAACAGCGCCACCAGUAGACAUUCCAGCUCAGCCGCCGCCUAUCGACUGAUUUCCAACUAGCUCUGGCUGACCGAAGACUUCAUACGUGAGUGUGGUUCCACAAUAUGCAACACGUUGUAGGGUUUUAAUAGCCGAUAUGGGAUACUAGGUCAUGUCGUCACAUGUUCCUGAUGUAAUUGUUUCGGUAAUUUGCUGCUGAUACCAAAACCCAUACACAUAAGUGAAAACGUAUAACAAAUAAUCGUCCGAUAUCUCAAGUAGGCCUGCUGUAGUCGUCGACCACUGGCGGUAUCGGUACCGUUAUAUCCAACACUGUAUCAAAUAAGCUGGAAAUGCUCAGAUGCUAUCUAAUUUUUCGUGUCUUUGACACCACUCGACUGACCUACAUUACUAUUUUAUAUAUAAUCUUCAUAAGAGUUUAAAAAAGAAAUUAUUGAAAUAUCGAACUAAAAUGUAAGACAACGUUAAAUGUACUAGACGCUUUAUUUUUUAAAAACAUUAUUUUUUGUGAUAUGGCCGUUAAGGUAUAUAAUAAAAAUAUCGUUUUUCAAUUUAAAACGCAAACCCUAUUUCAGGUCACGUCUAUAACAGAGGUUUUAAAUCUAAAAUAUGCAAAGAUUGCAGUUAUAUCCGACAUUAUAUAUAAAUUAUAAAAACAGAACUCACUUAACUUUCAGCAGUGUAAAAUAUAGUUAACUGGAAGUCAGUGUUAAAACAGGACAUAUUUCAGUUGAUGCUUAAUUAAUUUGUGCAUGAAAAUAAAUGCCUAAUGGUAUUAAAGUUAAAAUUAAUUGAUUGGCAGUGUAACCGUAUUGAUACCUUAUAACUUGUAAUGUAUGUCUGUAUAAUUAAUACUUAUAUACGCCAAAUCUUAAACACAAGAUAUAAUCAGUCGUGACGUUUUGAAUUUUUGAGGGUUCGUUUGGGGAUUAUCUAUAAAAUGGAUAGCAUUCUAUAGAGCAAAUAUCUGAAACCAUACCGUGGUUAUAUCAGUACUUAUGAUCAUGUAUAAAAUAUAUUUCAUAAGACCAUUUUAUGAUAGUUGAUAAUUGUCAUUGUAAUAUAGGUUGAUUUAUAAAACAUCUAUAAAUAUAAUUAUGAUACACUAAAGUAUUAUCAGCCAAAGCUCGUCUGUGGUUUUAUGGUGUGGGUGUGUACAGAAUAUGAUCUCCUUGCAAAUAAAUACCACAACAUUACCUGUAAUAUUCCUAUAUAAUUAGACAUAAGUUUUAUAUUCACUACUAUGAUAAAAUUCGCACUUUUGUAUGAAUAUAGGUUAGGUUUGAACCGGAGAUUGGGAAAAAUACUCGAUUAUUGUUAUUAUUAAGCCAAUUAAUAUAUUUUUAAAUAUCAUUAGUGUUCUGUUAUUAAGUUACUACUUAUUCCUCUUUAUAAUUGUUUAAGAAUAUUUUAAAUGGUGAUGUAUUCAAUAUCGCGAAUUUCUAUUUGUAUUAAAUUUCUAUCGGUAUUGUAUUGAUUAAAGUUUGUAUCUAUGUAUCUCUGUAAAAUAUAUAUGGUUAUAAAGAAAUCACUUACUUAUAUUAUUUUAUGUAUAGAUAUAUUUCACUAUAAGUGUUAGUUAGUAUUAGGAUAGUGAUAUCGAAAUGAAUCGGUUUGUUUAUGAAAUAUGUUUGGUUUUACUGAAUUGUCGUUUAUACUUAUAAUCUUGCCAUUCCUUAUAUUGGUUUGAGACUAUAUUAAUAUUGGAAACGUAUGGAGACUAUUAUUAUUCAUAUUCGGUACUAUAAUUGAAUUUAAUAUGUGUGAAAUAUUUUGUUUAAUUCUUUUGUUACUCAUUCAUUGCGACCAUUGUAUUAAGUUUUUUGUUUAAUGAAAUUAACACGAAAUUUUCUGUCAUUUAGAAGAGAGUGGUAAUAAGUCUGUAGUUCUUAUAAUGUUUAUUUGAUUUUAUAAGAUAUAUAACGAGGGAAAAAAUAUAUGAUACUAUGUAAAUAUCAUAUAUUUUUUUCCUUGUUAUAUUAUUGCGCAAUAUUUUUUUUUAUAAAGUGUCUGUCAGAUGGACUGUCUGUGUUUAUGACCGAUACGUGUAAAUAAAUAUAAAAUUUCCUAUGUCUCAUUAUGGUAAAAUUUUGCCAUGUUACCAUUGUCGUCAUGGAGGUCAGGCCUAAACUGCAUGAUAAUUUUGCAUGUAAUUUAUUUAAUUUUUUAUUGUUUAAUCGUGAAAUAAAACUGGUGUUAAUAAUAGAAUUUUGAAUGUAAACGAUCUUGCCAUGUUAUUGUCUGGCACUAACCAUUGUAAUAUUGAAUUACUAAAGAUUAUUCCACAGGGCAUGAAUAACAGUAAGUCUGUAAGAACUCGAUUUUUAGUGUGAUAUUGAUUUUAGUAUAUUACGCGGUGGUUUAUUCAGUCAUAUCAUAGCGUAAGCACUCUAUUAUGAUUAUUGCUAUUGUUUGCUCAUACGAGUACGUCCUAACAUAAUGUACUGAAUAUAACAUCACGAAUGAACGUGAAAGGAUUUUUUAAUAUCGUGUGUUCAUAGCUUUAUGGCUUAUGUAUUGUUUUCUUUAUCGUAUAGGAAUUGUCUCUGAUAAAUUAUAAAGGUAUGAAUACACGAUAGUUUAAAAUGGCAAGUAUUUGAUGGUAACAUUUGAUUGUUAAAUUGAAGUGAUGCAUAUGAAUAUUUUUGUAUUUAGCAUUAAGUUUCAGUGUACAAUAUAAGUAUGAAGAUAAUAUAAUG